GGAGCUGUGCCGCCGCGCUGCCUCCAGGAAGCCUCACGGGCCUUCGUCGGCCUGGCCGCGGCGCCGGCUCCCAGGAUGCAGUGUGGAGUGGCCGGGCGCUGACGGUGGCGGUGCGGCUGCGGGCAGAGCGGCGGGAGGCCGGCCUGCGAGGAGCGCGGCGGGGAAGGCAGCGGCGCUGCUGGCGGAGAGGACCCGGCGGCCGGGCCUGCGUGGGGCCGCGCGCCGCGGCGUCGACUUCCUCCGCGCCGGGCAGGACAGCGCAGGGCCAUGGCCGAGGCGGCCGCGGCUCCGAUUUCUCCAUGGACAAUGGCAGCUACAAUUCAGGCCAUGGAGAGGAAGAUUGAAUCACAGGCCGCUCGACUGCUUUCUCUAGAAGGCCGAACUGGGAUGGCAGAGAAGAAGCUGGCUGACUGUGAGAAGACAGCUGUAGAGUUCAGCAACCAGCUGGAGGGCAAGUGGGCCGUGCUGGGGACCCUGCUGCAGGAGUAUGGGCUGCUGCAGCGGCGGCUGGAGAACGUGGAGAAUCUGUUGCGCAACCGGAACUUCUGGAUUUUGAGACUUCCCCCUGGCAGCAAGGGCGAGGUCCCCAAGGAGUGGGGCAAGCUGGAGGACUGGCAGAAGGAGCUCUACAAGCACGUGAUGAGGGGCAACUAUGAGACACUGGUCUCCCUGGACUAUGCCAUCUCCAAACCCGAGGUCCUCUCCCAGAUUGAACAAGGCAAGGAACCAUGCACUUGGCGUCGCGCCGGCCCCAAGGUCCCGGAAGUUCCUGUGGACCCAAGUCCAGGCUCCGGCGCUCCAGUUCCUGCCCCUGACCUCCUGAUGCAGAUCAAGCAGGAAGGGGAGCUCCAGCUGCAGGAGCAGCAGGCUCUAGGUGUGGAAGCCUGGGCAGCUGGACAGCCAGAUAUUGGGGAAGAGCCCUGGGGCCUCAGCCAGUUGGACUCUGGGGCAGGAGACAUCUCCACAGAUGCUACCUCUGGUAUCCAUUCCAACUUCUCAACCACCGUCCCGCCCACUUCCUGGCAAGCAGACCUCCCUCCCCACCACCCCUCUUCAGCAUGCUCAGAUGGAACACUGAAGCUCAACACAGCAGCAUCCACAGAAGCAGAUGUAAAAAUUGUCAUCAAAACAGAAGUCCAGGAAGAGGAGGUGGUGGCCACACCUGUGCAUCCCACCGACCUGGAGGCUCAUGGGACUUUGUUUGCACCAGGCCAAGCUGCAAGAUUCUUUCCUAGCCCUGUCCAGGAAGGAGCCUGGGAAAGUCAGGGCAGUUCUUUCCCUAGCCAGGAUACGGUGCUUGGGCUGCGGGAGCCCACUAGGCCAGAGAGGGACAUUGGUGAGCUCAGUCCUGCCAUAGCACAGGAGGAGGCCCCUCCUGGGGAUUGGCUCUUUGGUGGUGUCCGGUGGGGCUGGAAUUUCCGGUGCAAACCUCCAGUGGGCCUGAACCCAAGGACUGUGCCUGAGGGGCUCCCUUUUUCCUCUCCUGACAAUGGAGAUGCCAUCUUGGACCCCAGCCAGGCCUCAAGACCCUUCAACGAUCCCUGCAAAUAUCCCGGCCGGACAAAAGGCUUUGGUCAUAAGCCGGGACAGAAGAAGCACCCAGCAGCGCCACCCGGAGGCCGGCCCUUCACCUGUGCCACAUGCGGAAAGAGCUUCCAGCUGCAGGUGAGCCUGAGUGCUCACCAGCGCAGCUGUGGACUGCCUGACGGGGCGGGCACGGGGGCAGCUUCUACCGCUACUGGAGGUGGAGGUGGCAGUAGUGGUGGUGGCGGCGGAGGCAGCAGCGGAGGCGGGGGUAGCGCACGGGACAGCAGUGCCCUGCGAUGCGGGGAGUGUGGCCGCUGCUUCACACGCCCCGCACACCUCAUCCGCCACCGCAUGUUACACACUGGCGAGCGGCCCUUCCCUUGCACCGAGUGUGAGAAGCGUUUCACAGAGCGUUCCAAGCUUAUCGACCACUACCGAACGCACACGGGUGUGCGGCCUUUCACCUGCACAGUGUGUGGCAAGAGCUUCAUCCGCAAGGACCACCUCCGCAAGCACCAGCGCAACCACCCGGCAGUGGCCAAGGCGCCCACCCAUGGGCAGCCACUCCCACCACUGCCAGCUCCUCCCGACCCCUUCAAGAGCCCCGCAGCCAAAGGACCCAUGGCUUCCACAGACCUUGUGACUGACUGGACUUGUGGCCUAAGUGUCCUGGGACCCACUGAUGGUGGAGGGGACCUUUGAGGGCCCCCAACCCUUCUGUGGUCCCUGCAGGCCACAAAUGUACAAAGUCCCGUGUGCAGACAGCAGGGUGGCCAGAAAGCUCAGAAGCAAAAAGGGAGACUCGGCAGAGAAUCAAAUUUCCCUGUUGGAACUGAUCAUUGGAAAGAAACUAUCAGUGCAGCCUCCACCUAAAGUGAGGAGGAUUCUGACUGUGAGACUGAACACCUUAGUAGAAUCUUAAGUAAUUUAAUUACAAACCCAUUUUUGUUUUUCUCUUUAAUUCUUGAGAAAAAAAAAAAAGAUGGAAAAUAGUAGCCACACCAGUUGAAGUUCUGAGGUGUGCUUGUGGCUCUCAGGGUUGUGUGUUCACCUUGUCUUACUGGUGUUGGAAAGGCGGUCAGUGGGAAGACCAGGCAAAGGCUUCCCAGCCUUAGACCAUACAGUCCUAUGGCAGGUGAGUUCCCAUUCAGUCCAGGCAGCUGGUCUGGACCUUAGGCCCUGGGUGAUGAGGGCACUGAGGCCUAGACAGCUUCCACUCAGCAGUAAGGACUCCUUACUUUCUGAAAAGACCCUAAUGCCCAGCCCUGACUUUUCCCUUUUUGAGCCAUUGGUGGUACCUGUCCAAGAUGGUAACAUUCACUGUAGUAGUGACUCCUGGGCCUGGCUAGGAAGAGUCAUAUUGCGUUGUAGUAGUGUUAGAUCUGAACAGUGUUGAGCCCUUGAGCAUGAGAUCACAGAAAGCCAGGGCCACCCAUCUUGGGCUAUGUCUGUUAUCCAUAGAUGCUUCUCUUGGCUGCCCAUUGUGCAGUAUGUUCGUUUUCAAAAUGGUUCCACCUCACAUUGGGAAGCAGCAGAUGGGUGGUUCUUUUUAAAGAACAAAGAAAGGGCUCAGAGGGGAUACAGCCUCUAACUACAAGUACUGUGUGUUCCAGGAACUGGGAAGAGCUCCAGCUGAGUCUCAGCUCUCGUGGAACACCAGUUUAGGGAAGGAGAGGUUUUUGAGGUCUUGCCCUCUUAAAAAAUUUGUCUCACACAAAUGGAUCAGAUCAUCAAGACACAGAGAACGGCCUCGGCAGCUCAAGCUGGACGGCCCCCAGUAUGUGUGCUUCCGCAUGACUAGACACACAGGUAGUUGGAAUGCCAGGUAACUGGGUAAGUGGCUUCCUCAGGCUUGCCUGGAUUAUCUUCACAAUGGAAUUAGAGCUAGGUCCAAGUUUCUGUCAAUACAGUGCUGUCCCCACCACACAUAACCAUUCCCAUUUUGUUAAAGCAGCCACUGGUCCUCUUCCCCAAGUGGGUAAUGACUCCCUGAAGAGGGCAGAGACCAUGGUGCCCACUCAACUCCCUUCUGCGUACUUUUAUUAGAAAUAGACUAGUUAAGAAGAUUGUUUCUAUGUACUGUAUAUUUUGUACCUGUUUACACUUCUAAUAUUGAUAUAACUGAUAUUUUGAAAAACAAAUGAACAGAAAACAUCCUGUUAAAAUAAAACCUAACCAGCACCAAGGCUGUUUGAUGGAUCCAUUCUUAGAUAUUUGGCCAUUUUCCCUGCUGCUUCUAAACAGCUUCUCUAGGCGGCCAUGCCCCAAGCCCACAGCUAACACUUGGCCACUCUGGGAACAUGAGAAGGUGAUUUCAGGGCGGUUUGGCUCCCUGGAGAUAAACUGGAUUUUGGAGAGAAUCAAAACCUACCAAUCACAUUGCUACAGACUGUGAAUACAGUUUAUAUACUUUAGUUUACUCUGAGAUGGUAUUCAGGAAGAUAGGAUACUCUUGGAGAAAACUAUGGAAUAUCAAGAAAAUGGAUGUAAGCUAUUGAGUCCUCCCACCCUUCCUUGCCUGGAGAGGUGGCAGUACCUCUAGAUGCAACCUGGUCUUGCUGCUCCAGUGGCAUUUCUGCCAUACUCCCACCCAAGGGCCAAUCAGUGUUGACAUUUAACCUCACGCUUUUGGAAUUUUUCAUCUUUGUCAUAAUUUUUUUAAGGAAAAGAAAAAAAUAUUUUGGGGGCUGGAGAGAUGGCUUAGCAGUUAAGAGCACUUGUUGCUCUUACAGAGACCCAAGUUCAAUUCCCAGCUGUGAGCCUCCUGUAAUUCUAGCUGCAGUGGCUCUGACACCCCAGCCCUCAAAGACACCUGCACUCAUGAGCACACGCUCCCACACAGAUAUGCAUAAUUAAGAAUAAAGAUAUAUAUAAUUUUAUUCACUUAUUUCAUGUUAUUUUUUCCAUGAAGGACAUAAGAAUGUGACAGAGGGGGGCUGGAGAGAUGGCUCAGAGGUUAAGAGCACUGGCUGUUCCUCCAGAGGUCCUGAGUUCAAUUCCCAGCAACCACCUGGUGGCUCACAACCAUCUGUAAUGAGAUCUGGUGCCCUCUUCUGGUGUGCAGGCAUACAUGCAGGCAGAAUGUUGUAUAUAUAAUAAAUAAAUAAAUAAAUAAAUAAAUAAAUAAAUAAAUAAAUAAAUAAAUCUUAAAAAAAAAGUGUGACAGAGGGAUGGUUCUACCAGGCCCAUGAUGGAGAAUCAUGACAGUGCUAACUCUUUGCUAACUUGACCCCUUCCUUCACUUCUGGUCAUCUCUCCCAUUGGAUGUCCCCAGUACUGAAAGCCAAGGAGGCCUACCCAGUUCACUGUGCCCUUGCUCUACCCCAACCCCUCCACUCCUGCAUGCAAAACUAAUAAGCCAGAGAGCCUGGCCAUGGUUCCCUAAUAAAGGAUUUCUCCAUCCUGGGCUGAGUGCCACUUGCCAGAUGACAAAAGACAAGAUGGGAAAAGCUGCAUUUUAACCAUAUCAGUAACAUCAUGUGGUGGUGCAUUCCAUCAUCCCAGCAACUCGAAGGCAAAGGCAGGAGGGUCAUUGCAAUUCAAAGCCAACCUAGUCUACAUAGUCCCAAGUAAGUCAGGGCUUUUCAUAGUGAGGCCCUGUAAAAAAUAAAUAAAAACAUAGCUGGAAAGUAACUAUCAUUUUUUAAAAAGUUCUUUUCGUGUGUGUGUGCUUAUGGUGCGUUCAUGUGUACAUGUGUGUACAGCAGAAGUCAGAAGAGGGUAUUACAUUCCCUGGAACUGGAGUUGCAGGCCCCUGUGAGUCACUACACUGGUUCUAGAAAUCAAACCAGGUCCUGUGCAAGAGCAGCAAGUGCUUUUAAUUGCUAAGACAUUAUCUCCAACCCAACUAUGAUCUUUCUAAACACUUAACUCUCCUACAUCACUGAAAGUUUCACUGUCACAAAGGCCCUGUUCCAUGCUCCCUGGUUGGCAAAGGAGUCUCCAUUACCCGCUGGUUAAAAUCUAAAACUGAGCAUAACACUUCUAACCCGGGGGUUGGGGGAGGGGGGUUCGUUGUGCUUUCCCAUGUUCCAUUUGCAUCUCACCUGAGACAAACAAACUGAGCCACUGCUCCCCUGAACUCUAUACCACAGCAACCACAAACAAUAUCCACCUUCCCUUAUCCCCAGUCCAUCUGGUACAUUCCUACCUCCCCUUGCUCCUGGCUCAAAGAAUUGUGCUGCCUCCCCUGGUCUCUGCCAGUGGAACUGACACCAGCUCUGCCUGUGUCCCAGACUCCUGUGUAGACUCCAUCUGUCACCUUGUCCCACCCUUUUCUACCUUGUAGAUGUCUAUGAAAGUUGCCCAUU
Chionomys nivalis (European snow vole) is the source of this 5837-nucleotide messenger RNA. It is a transcript of the gene Znf746, whose product is annotated as zinc finger protein 746. The transcript is spliced from 7 exons. Bases 268 to 2229 code for a protein of 653 amino acids. Lineage: Eukaryota; Metazoa; Chordata; Mammalia; Rodentia; Cricetidae. Gene Ontology annotation, biological process: regulation of DNA-templated transcription. The record is from RefSeq and is a predicted model, not a curated record.